UGACAGAUUUACUCUAGUAUAUGUCGUCAGAUUGAUAUUUUACCCAUAGAAAAUAUUUCAAAUAUUAGCUAAAAUGGACAUGAAAUAUGUGAACUAAUGCUGUACUAAUAUGUAGGCUACUACUUUCUGCUCCAUGAUGUUAUUUUUUGCAGUGUGUAUACAGAUUUAUGUGACAGUUCUGUGUGUAUCAAUUGAACUGUAUAAUUUAGCGGUAUAAAAAAAAGUUUUGAUAUUUUUAUACUGCGAUUUAAAAUUUUAAGUAAACAGAGCAAUGAACAUGUGUUAUGUCCUUCAACAGUUUGCAUAACAAGCAGCGUGAUGCAAAGGGUUAGGUGACGAGUCAGAAUUUAGAAACCAGAAAGCUUAGCUCUUGCAUGUCGACCUAUUCGCCAACCCAGAAGGGCACCUCACUGCCGGACCGGCUGCAGCACCGGGACGAGACCCAGACACACGGCAAUCAUGCGCAAAUUCAGGGCGCUUUCCCUGGAGGCAAAAGUAGCCGCGGCGGCCGGAGCUAUGUUUCUGUCCAUGGCGAUCGCUAGAAAUCUAAUUUCUGAGCGCUUUGAUAUAAACAUCCGAGCGACCCUGUACCGAGUGCAAUUCCUGCUGCUCAUCAACGCAUUCAUGCUGCUGGGAUCGCUGUUCGUCUGGAGGAGGAUCGCCUCUGCGAUGAUUCUGGGGGUGAAGCCGCCCUCGCCCUGUCUCUGCCAGGCUUGGAGAGCCGGCGUGUUUCUGUUCCUCCUGUUAACCCAUAGCAGCUUUUGGACAUUGUUUUAUCUGGUGGCCGAGGAGCCGCAUGCUUUGAGCCGAGUGAGCUACACCUGCCUGGGCGCAUACGUCAUUCUGCUCUUCCUUCUCUUCGCCCUGGAGUUCCUGGCGCUAUGCCGCAGGACCUUCAGCCGCGUACGCGCGAAGUUACAGACGCCGGCAGGUAGAGAAGCGACGGUGCCGGGGGCGCCCGGCGUCCUGGGCAGACAGGCGCUCCUGGCUAUAGCCUUGACCGUAACGCUUUGCACCUUCGGGCUCAUGAAUGCGUCCCUGCCCCCGGAGGUCGUGCGCUUGGAAAUCACGCUGGACAAACUGCCCCGCUCCCUCGACGGCCUCAAGAUAGUUUUGCUGUCCGACAUCCAUCUCGGAUCAACUGUCGGCCGCUCCAGGCUGGACCUAAUAGUUUCUAUAGUGAACAGGCUGGAGGCAGAUCUGGUGGCCAUAACCGGAGACCUUGCCGACUCCCAAGUGUCGCGACUCCUGAGUGCCUCUGAGCCGCUGCUGGGGAUGAAGUCCAAGCUGGGCUCGUACUUUGUCACAGGUAACCAUGACUACUAUACUGCCGACGUGAAGGCGUGGUUUGCCCACCUGCGCGCUCUCAACAUCCAGGCCUUGCACAACGAGCACGCUCGCAUCUUUCAUCCCGGCCGGAAGAGCGACUGGCUUUGCCUCGCUGGAGUGGAUGACUUAGAGGCCCGUAUUCUGAGGUACCCGGGACAUGGGAUGAACGUGACAAAGGCGCUGGAGGGAUGCUCCUCUGACAGUCCCAUCGUGCUCCUUGCACACCAGCCUCGGGCGGCCCGCUGGGCUCUGCAGGAGAGACCUGACAUCGGCCUGGUGCUUUCAGGUCACACCCAUGCAGGUCAGCUCUUCCCCCUCUCUAUUAUGGCAUACCUGUUGAACCCUUACUUCUGUGGUCUGUACCGCGUAGGCGACAGCAGCAUGGUGUACGUCUCCCCUGGGACGGCACACUAUGGUAUUCCCAUGAGGAUCGGAAGUAGGGCGGAGAUCACCGAGAUCCUUCUGAGGGCACCGUGAAAAGCUCCCCCCCCCCCCAUUGCAAACACACACUUGCACUCAUCACACUAUACCAGGGGAGGCCAAUCUUACCCGCAAAGGGCCGGUGUGUGUGCAGGUUUUUGGGAUAACCUGUAGGUCAGCUGUUCAAACCCAGGAGGACUCUUCAGCCAAUCAGUCCUCUAAUUAGUAAUCUAAUUAGGGAGUUACAGCGAAAACCCGCAUACACACCGGCCCUUUGUGGAUAAGAUUGGACACCCUGCACUAUACUGUGCAGCCUUUAGAAACACGCACCCUGGUACAAAACCACUUAUUUACACUCUAUGGUACCACUGAAGCAAUGGGUCAGAAGCUUGGACUUUAUAUCCUCAUAUGAAACAUUUCCUAGGACUGCCUGUUUCAAGGUUUGAGACUGACUCAGGAGCCAAACAGCAUUCCCUACGGCUGUCUGAUGUUCCCCGUCUGUAUCUGUAGCUGUAUGAUAAUUUUAUGAGCUAAAAUCUUUCUUUUAUCUUGGCUCCGACGAGCCCAAUGAAAAGGCCGCAAAGAGCUGCGUCAAUCUUCUCUGUCUGUAUUGCUCUUUUCCUCGUCACUGUGAUUCAGAUAGUUAUCUAUUACUUCGUGACCUGUCCGUUCAGCUUGGCGGGCUCCCUGCUUUUAUUUUUAUAGAUAUUUAACUUGAAUAUUUAAAAUAUUUUAUAAUCUGCUUUGGGGCCCGAUAUUUCACUUGAAUAUUUAAAAUCCUUUUGAAUUUGCUUUUGGGCUCUCCGCAUUGUUGGUAUAAAUAAGCAUUUCACUUGAAUCUUUGAUAUCAUUUCAAAUUUGCCUCAUGCCAGUUUGGAGUUGUACUGUCUGAGUUGCAGCACGUGACGUCAUUCGCAGGUAAUGAUGUAGAGGAAGAACAAGGAAAGGAAAGAACAGGAGGAUGAGUGCGACACACUCAGUCGUGCCCAGAGGAGAGGCAUGGACUACACCUGGUGCUCAGAUGGAACGAGGAGGUGAAAUUUUGUGUCUGAACCUCUGAAAUGUGAAUAUUUGUAUCUGCAGAUAGUUGGUUUACAUGACAAUUUCUCAUAGGUGUGUCUUGGGUGAAAUCACCCCCCUUUUUUCAUUCUGUUCCUUGUGAGUCCGUCUGGCCAAGAGAUUCUACAAUGAAGAUUUUUGUCCUUCCUGCUCUCUGUCUGUAAUUUCCGGUCCUGGGAUGUACCUUCUCACACACAUUUCGGAGGAAGCUGGGUAUUUACUGAAUACUCUCAAACUUUUACUAAUACUGGUUAAGAGCCCGGAUGUGUGUUUUGAUAUUUUGCAGACCAUUUUAAAACAGUAGGGUUAGCAACAAGUGCUUCCAUUCUUAAAUGAAGGAUUGUACUCCUAGGCAGGUUCUUGCGAUGUGUCCCUUGAAUAAAGUUGUAAUUUUUA
Molecule: messenger RNA, 3204 nt
Organism: Paramormyrops kingsleyae
Lineage: Eukaryota; Metazoa; Chordata; Actinopteri; Osteoglossiformes; Mormyridae
Gene: tmppe
Product: transmembrane protein with metallophosphoesterase domain
Molecular function (GO): hydrolase activity
Source: RefSeq, a predicted model, not a curated record